Molecule: messenger RNA, 587 nt
Organism: Eurypyga helias (sunbittern)
Lineage: Eukaryota; Metazoa; Chordata; Aves; Eurypygiformes; Eurypygidae
Gene: EVA1C
Product: eva-1 homolog C (C. elegans)
Exons: 3
Source: RefSeq, a predicted model, not a curated record
UUCCUAAAUUUAUCCUUGCAGCUUUCAACCCUCCGGUCACUGAUAGCAAGUCUUCUGUCAAACAGAACGACGACGGUAAGUACCAUGCUGACCUCGAUCCAAAGGAAUCAAGACUUCCAAAGAAAGAUGGAACUAUUGUUAGCAACUCCUUGGCUACAUUUGCAUACAUUAGAGAUCACCCCGAAAGAGCUGCUCUCCUGUUCAUGUCCAGUGUUUGCGUGGGAUUAAUCCUCACGCUGUGUGCUUUGGUGAUCCGCCUGUCGUGCUCCAGUGACCUCCAGAAAUUGCACGGAAAGAAGGAUCGCUUGGUGCCAGGAAGUGACAGAGCGUACGAGAACAGUGAAAAUGAGGAGGAGGAGGAGGAGGAGGAAGAGGAGGAGCAGGAGGAUUCCUCCGAUUCAGACGUCCAGGAUGAGAUGGCGGGACUUUACAGACCUUCGUACUCAGGUUAUAAUUCAACAGAUGCGGCGGAACUGGCCGAAAGGAUAGAGCGCAGGGAGCAGAUCAUGCAAGAAAUUUGGAUGAACAGUGGUUUAGAUAUGACACCUCCUAGAAACAUGAAUACGUUUUAUAUUAACGAACAAUAA